GCACGCAUACACAAGAGACGUAUAGGCUACGUGUCCCGGCACACACGCUCUCCCAUUCCGGCAAGUUUAUACGAAUCAUCGUGAAGGAAAUUGAUUAUUAUUUGUGUUCUUCUUCUUCCUAAAUAUCACCCAAGGAGACGAUCCAAGGUCAUAUUCUCUGUCGCAUUUGUGCGUUUUGUUCAGCAGUAAUUUCCUCGCAAUUAAUAAGUUCAUAAGACUUGUGAACGAGGUCUGUGUGUAAAUGUGUUUUAAUAAAGUAAAGUAUUAGAUAUGUGCCCCUUUGAGUGAGCUUUUAAAGAUGCGCCCCUUCACGCGACAUGUGGAGAUGAUGAAAUGGAUAUGAAAGUGGAUGAUAUUUCAUCCGGUGAAUACGAAUGAUCGGGAUGCCCUUGGUUCUUUUAUUCUCAAAUAAAAGAAAAAUAAUAAUACAUUUAAAAAAGAAAUAGACCGGUUGUGAAGUCAGCUUUUAUUAAAAAAAAGGUACAACUUUUUUUUCCUUUUUUUUUUAAAAAAAGACUUCCGAGUGCUGUAUAGAUUUAGAAGACACACCCUUUCUCUAAUGUCCAACCAAUCAACCAUCGACCCGGGCUCGCGGCUGCCUGUGGCCGCGACACACACGGACACAGUAUGGAGAGACAGACACAGUAGGUGGACGCGGUCUAUCUUAACGCAGAGAGCAGACCUGCAAAGUGCGCAGUGACAAGAGGAGUAACACACACACACACACACACGCACGCACGCACACGCACACACACGACAAGAAGGCAAAGAGACAAGUUGUGUGGGGACGAGUAUCAGCGCGGUGUUCCUUUUUUCUUUUUUUUUUCCUUCCACUGAACGUCAUCCUUGUCAAUGCUCCAGUUGCACAUACGAGUCGGCCACAAGUUUCCAAUGGACAGACACUUGGAGAAGGCUGGCGCGACAAGCAUGGGAUUAUUUUUGUAAUGUGGAUUGCUAUUCUUUUGCAGGAAAAUAAAGGUCCGUUGCGGAACAAUGUGGGACGUUUUGCGUCUUGGAUUCUCGUUUUUUUGGAUAUCUUGUAAAUCAUUGGCAACAGUUGAGAAAGGAAGAAGUUAUGCGCGAAGGAUUGUAUGCUCCGACCCCGGGACCAUCAUGGAUUUGCCUCGAGAAUUCCCUGCCCCUUAUUUAGAGAAGUUUUAGCCGGUCCACUCGUGUUGCUAUUUUACUUUUUUUUUCUUCUCCUUGUUGUUAAAAAAACAAAACUUCACGCUUUUGAGAACAAAUCGCCACUUUUGGUCUUUUGGAUUUAAAAAAACAACAAAACAACAACGUCGCCUGCCUUUUUGGAUUGGAUUUCCAACACCAUGAACAUUAUUGACAGUUUGACACUAUUAUUUUUGACGCUGUCAGCUGUCAAGAGCGCGCACAUACCGAAGGAAACAGAAAGAGGUCCACAUGACGUGAUCCCUUUAAUGGAGGUGUACAACAAGAGUUUGUGUCAGCCUCGGGAGCUGCUGGUGGAGAUUCUGCAGGAGUAUCCGGAGGAGGUGGAGCACAUCUUCAUCCCGUCCUGCGUGGUGUUGACGCGCUGCGCCGGCUGCUGCAACGAUGAGAUGCUGCAGUGCACGCCGACAUCCAGCUAUAACGUCACGAUGGAGAUAAAAAGAAUAAAACCCCAAAGGCAACAAAAUGAUAUUUUCAUGAGUUUUACAGAACACAGCGCAUGUGAGUGUAGGUUAAAGAAAGAAGCAAAAGAACAGAAAGAAAAUGUUUGUGAGCCAUGUUGCGAUCACUGCUCGGAGAGGAGAAAGCGCUUGUUCGUGCAGGAUCCAGCAACCUGCCGGUGCUCCUGCAAGCACACAGAUGAAUACUGUAAAGAACGUCAGCUAGAGCUCAACGAGAGGACCUGCAAAUGUGACAAGCCAAGGAGAUGAGGUGGCAGCACCAGAUGUACAAGAUGAAGGAAUAUUCUAGAUAUUUCACAGCACAGCACUUUGACCUUUGAACCGUAAGCUCUUCUUUUCUGUGGAAAGCAUUCCCCUUGGACUGUCUUGAGAGUGAACAAUAAGAAAGACUGAACUGAAGUUUCCUCCCACCGUUUAUCUGUGUGUAUAUAGACCAUGAAAAAAAGAAGAAGAAAAAAAAAAAAAAAAAAGUACAGAAUUGUUAUGCUGCUACAAAAACAAAUAACUACCCAUCAUUUGACAAAAUGUGGUUUUGCAUUUCUAACAGGCUUGUGAUGCAGGUGUCGUCUUGUUGUCAAUUCAUUGUAUGCAAUUACUUCACUGGAUAUGAGUCUCUACUGUGGUUGUGUGUCAGUCGUAAAAUUGCAAAACCUCUCAAUUUAAGAUAUAUUUAACUGCUAAAACAGCGAGUGACGCUGAAGAGGACAUGGGAGCGCACUCUUCUUUCAAAAAUGAUGGAUGGAUUUUCAAUUGGUCGAUUUCUACUUUUGGAGUAUAACAGCAGGACAACCGGGACAGUUGAAUCUGUCUUUACAUGACAAUGCAGGACUGAGAUGGACUUACACAAUGUCACCAUUGUGACCAGCUUGCAGAAGAAGAGACUCCGGAGUGCCAUAUACUUUUUAAAGGGAUACUGGUUGUUAAUAUAGCAUCUACUGUUUUGCUAUGUCCGACAUGAAAACCACUGUAAACAUCCUAUACUGUAGUUUGAUUCCAUUUGAAAAAAAAAACUGUGCCUCGCAAAAUGUACUGAGAAAUCUUUCGAGUGCUUUUUAAAUUAUUUUUUUGUUUCCUUUUUUCAGGAGAGGGGAUUGUCAAAGUAGUUUUGUUAGUUGUUAAAGUCAAAACAGAACGCAUUGAUUACAUAUCUUCAUCUCUGAACUUGUACAUACUUAAUAUCCCUUUAUGCCAUAGUCCAUUCUAGAUAAUUUAUAAUGUUAUAGAGUAUUUUUCAGUAUUCAGUCUUCUACCCAUAUUUAAUUUGGUCUAUUUAUAUAUGCAGUGUUAUGUACCUGUGGCUGUCCUAUCUCCCCCCAUGUGUAAGGUCACUGAUGGCUACUCUCAGCAUGGAGCCUCUCUGUGCUUUUCUACGAAACCAACUAAAAAAACAAGUCGAAAAAAGGAUUUGUUAACAUUCCCUGAAUGGAUAAUUUGUACAGGUGUACUGAUGACAUCUCCUCUGGAUUGUUUCAACUCCCUCUUAUCUAAGGGUGUGGGUGCUCUGUAGGAUUUUAACAUGCUGUGCGUUUGUGAAAAUGUGUGUGUAUGAGUGUGUGUUCACGUGCAUUUGCCGAUGCCCACAUCUGUGUGGAGGUAGCGGACCUGUGUUAUGUCCGUCCUGCGAGAUGCAAAUACGAAUAAACUACUGCUAGCAGCUCAGCAUACACUACCACAACAACGCCACAGUUUUACAUUUGGAUAACAAUCUGCAUCCUGUCAUAGACCCCUCAUUAUUAGUUCUCUUUGUCUCUCCUUCACUAUUAACAUGUUUUCUGUGUCUAUGUAAAACAGUAAAGCAUAUUUAUUUUCAAAUUAUAUUGUUUUUUAUAUAAAAUAAGGAAAAGGUU
This is a messenger RNA of Cyclopterus lumpus (lumpfish), 3493 nucleotides long. It is a transcript of the gene vegfab, whose product is annotated as vascular endothelial growth factor Ab. The transcript is spliced from 7 exons. Lineage: Eukaryota; Metazoa; Chordata; Actinopteri; Perciformes; Cyclopteridae. The coding region runs from base 1326 to 1895 and encodes 189 amino acids. Gene Ontology annotation, molecular function: chemoattractant activity; growth factor activity; heparin binding. Gene Ontology annotation, cellular component: membrane. Gene Ontology annotation, biological process: induction of positive chemotaxis; positive regulation of endothelial cell proliferation; positive regulation of angiogenesis. The record is from RefSeq and is a predicted model, not a curated record.